Messenger RNA from Acinonyx jubatus (cheetah), 1146 nucleotides. RefSeq lists its product as uncharacterized. Bases 201 to 1070 code for a protein of 289 amino acids. Lineage: Eukaryota; Metazoa; Chordata; Mammalia; Carnivora; Felidae. The transcript has 7 exons. Gene Ontology annotation, cellular component: plasma membrane. The record is from RefSeq and is a predicted model, not a curated record.
CCAACUGCUUUUAGCCCCUCUUUCCAGGCACCUCCAUGGCCACCUGGAAGUCUGUUGGUCUCCCUCCCAGGUUCAGGCUUGGCCCUUGGCGGUUUGGAUCUCUCUGACCCUUCUUCUGUGUUCUCUGGUCUCUCCUGCUGUCCACAGGCAGGCCUCAGGGCUUCAGUCUGGCCUGCAUCUGGGGUUGGGGGGGAGGUUCCAUGACAGUUGGAGAGAUUCCAGGCGGUUGGGACAUUGCCCAUGGACUCAUGCUCUACCCUGUCAAAGGCUCUGUACCAGGUGAUGGAGGUGCAGUGGGAAAAAGAAGAGAUCUGUUCUCUACCCUCAAGGGGGUCUGUUCGGAAAGCUCGCGGUGUGAGAGGAACCCUGUGAAGUCUCGUGUGGCUGGAGCGGACAUGGUCUCUUCCUGGGAGGAGGACCGCAAGUUCAUCCUGCGGGGCUGGUCUCUGGUCUUCAGCAUCCUCGCAGCCCUGAUGAUGCUCAGCGUGGUGGAUGGACGUCUGGCAUACUUGCAGGGCUCUUACACUGGCUACCUGGGCUUCUGGACAGACUGCAGGAAGUACAAGUGUGUCAGCCUGGGCCAAGUCACCGUUCUCAUCCAUAUGAGCAUGGGCUUCAUGAUGCUGGCCCUGACCCUGUGUCUCAUCCUCCUCCCCUUCAUGUGCCUCUCCUUCCGGCCAGUCUUCCGACGCCUUACUAAGAUCGACCUUGUCUUCAGUUUUCUCAGCUUCAGCACUGGGUUCCUGAUCGUUCUCAGUCUGACGCUCUUUGUAGUCAACUGUGAGACGCUACACCCGAGGCCACAGGUAUCCUACCUGGUGACCACCUACCUGUGCUGGGGCGCCGGCGCCUUGAUGCUGUUGGCCGGAGUGCUGAACUACUUAAACCACUUGGGCAUGUGGGGCAGAAGUUCGCCCUUCAUGGAGCGGCGUCUGAGCUGCCGUCGGUGGGUCUCGCAGCAGAACGCUCGGAGACGCGCGUCCGAACUGCAGUCCGACGCGGACCGCAAGCUCAGCCGGGACCUGUCCAGUGCACUCACCCCCGAGGGGCGCCCCCUCGAGCCUCUCUAAACAGUUGCACCCGAGCUUCGCAGGAAACUGACCGGUAACCGCAGCCAACAUACCGGGCCCGUCCCCUCCGUCGUGG